This is a messenger RNA of Symbiodinium natans, 4071 nucleotides long. NCBI's taxonomy places the organism in Eukaryota, Dinophyceae, Suessiales, Symbiodiniaceae. The record is from the annotation of a GenBank genome assembly.
AUGGCUGCAUUGCUUCUGACCUUGCUGUCGAUAGCCUCGCUGGUCGGCACUGCGGCGCAGGAUGACUUGCCGGAAAGGCUUCUCUCGGAGGCGUCGGUGACAGAGGAAGUUAGCCACUACCAGGGUCUCGACAUCCUUUGGCAGUCGCUCGAGAAGGUGCCAUGGAAGCAUAUGAUGCUAACCUUGGUGGGGACGAUCUCGAUCCUCCCCGUCAUUAUCCUUUUCAUCAUGGCGGUUGUGUUGUGCCGGGAGGCCCGGAAGAUCCGGUCUUCCUGGACAGAGAACAAGAAGUCUGGCUCACUCGUCAUCUCGCCCUACGCUGCAGAGUCUGAAGACUCGCCGCAGGUGACCUCCACUGUGGUCCAGCUGAUCCGCUUACUUCGUAUCUGCGUGCCGUCCAUUUGGACGGAGCAAGCCUUCUGGCUAUGCUCUGCCGUCGUCCUUUCUCUGUUCUACGGACUUCUCGCUUGCUUAGUUCCGAGCGUCCUCGUCCGCCCCCUCUGGACGAUGGUCAAGGCCGAUCUGCCUGAAGCAUUCAGGGCCUUCGUGGUCAUCAUGCUCGGGUACAACGCCUCCAUCGCCAUUAUGAAGGCGGCCAUGAACUUCUGCGGCAUGCGCGCAAUGAUCGCCUUCCGCCGCGCGCUCACAGAGCACCACCACGCGGCCUACAUGAGCCGCGAGGGCCGGCUCUACUACACGAUCGGCAAUCUAGACUACCGGAUCGAAACUCCCGACGCCAUCAUCACCAACGACACCGACCUGCUCUUGCAGUUCCUGUUCGAGUUUGUUUUCGGGGGGAUCAUGAAGCCGGAGAGCGGCUCCUUUUGUCAGCUUUUUUUCCUGGUUUUCACGGUGGCCGUGGCCUACUCGGAAGCCGAGGACGGUGCUCCAGGUUGGGGGUUGCCUUCGAUUGGCAUAGCAUUUGCGGUGGUGGUCAUUUCUCUAGUUCCCACGCUGUAUGCUGCCGACGGCCUCACGAAGGCCCAGUCCGAGGUACAGUCGGCCGAGGCAGCACUGCGCGCGGCGUACUCCAAAUGCCGUCUGUUUGCGGAGUCCAUAUGCUUCUAUGGCGGGGAGGAGAGCGAAAGGAAGCGCAUCGACGGCCUCUACGAGUCUGUCCGAAAUGGCUUCCACCGCUUUGCAAAGUACAAGCUCUUGGUCGACCUGAGCCAACUAGCCUUCUACUUCGGCCUGGCGCCCAUCUCCAUGACCAUGGCGGCCUUCAUCGUGCGGAAAGGCAGCUGGACGCAGGACUCGGAGACGACGUUCUACGUGCUCAACCUCACCUUUCUGCGCAUCAUCCGCUGCUGUCUGGAAAUGGCAAAGAGCAUCGUCGAUCUAGCAAAGGCGCAAGCCAUGCUCCAGCGGGUCGUGCAACUUCUGGAGGUCAUGGAUGCCUUCAUCGUCUUCGAGAUGCACCGGAAGGAGCAGGGCGCUCUGAGUCGUGCAGAUGGCUUCCUCAUAGACGAGGAGGAGGUGCUCUGCUGCCUGUCCUACUACAAAGUCAUGCAGCUGCAUUGCGGCGCUGUCGUGCCACUCAAGCAUGCCCCCUGCGUGUCCUUUGAGCAUGUUGACAUCUACACGCCCGACGGCAUGAGGUGUCUCAUGAAGGACAUAAGCUUGCGGAUGGAUCCUGGGGAGAGUUGCCUCAUCAUGGGCCCCAGCGGCAUUGGCAAGUCCUCCUUGCUCAGGGUGUUGGGACAGCUCUGGCCGCUGUUCCGCAGCCCCGGAGACAAAGGCGAGGAUGCCUCCUUCACCCGUCCCGGUCCGUUCUCUGUGUUCUUCCUGGCCCAGCGGCCCUACCUGUUCCAGGGCACCCUCCGUGAGCAGGUGGCGUAUCCGAUUUGGGACACGUCACUCCUCACUGACCUGACCGACGAGAAGAUGGAGAAGCUCUUCAUGGAGAGCGGCCUGGAAGAUGUUUGGGAAGCCAGGAGGGAUGAGCUCGACGUUCCCGGAAUUUGGUGGGACGACGUGCUGUCGCUUGGGGAGCAGCAGCGGCUGCAGUUCUGCAGGCUCUUCUGGCAUGCCGAGUGGUACCAGGAGUACAAGAGCGAGGCUCCGGGCUUCUUCGCCGUCCUCGACGAGUCAUCGGCUUCCAUGGACACCACCUCCGAGAUGAAGGUCUACAAGGCCUGUCGCGAGAGGCGGCUCGGAUAUCUCAGCGUGGCCCACAGGCCUACUGUGAUACAGUUUCACGACAAGGUGAUGCACUUCCUGCACGACAGGAAUCAGCAUCUCACCUACGUCGUGAGAGAUGCCGCGGCAAUGGCGAUGGACUCAGAAGCCCUCAUCCACAACGAGACGCUCUACAACGAGGAAUGGAGGCCCACAAACACGCGGCGAACGAAUACGAAGAGAAAAGGAGGCUUCUACCAGUCGAAGGCGAACCAGUCCUUCUCCAGCCUCACAGGCAUUCCUUCGCCCAGCAUGAGCAUGCGCAACGUCAACUCGAUCGUCACCGUCACCUCGGCCCUGGACGAGGACGACUGCGAUGCGAGAUCUCCCCGGCCGCAGACACCGAUGCUGAAACGCCUGGCGAAGGCGCAGUCUGCUCCGUCUGACAUGGUCAGCUUCAUGCUCAACGCAGCAGCCAGAGAGAAGGAGGAGCAGAAUUACCAGGCUCUCGGCUCCAUCACGGAGGACAAGCAGGCGAGCGACACCUCGCUUGGCGAGACCCCGCUCGUUUGUUCCCCGUACUCCAACGGCGACUCCUCGCAAUUUGGGCAGGGUGGGCAUGUUUACAACCUCCUGCUGCUGGCGAAGUUGAGCCGGACGCAUGGCGCCCUCCUGGCCUGCGUGGUGGCGCUGAACCUCCUGGCCGCGGCGAUGCUGGCCUUCUGGGCGGAGCUCUUCACGAACACCAAAAGUGUGAUCAGACCAGGGACGGAGAGUGUCUUUCACGCCUUCGGGCAGGAGACCGGCAUUACCAUCAGCUACUCGCGGAUGAUGCCGGUGAUCCUAUGCUGGGGGCCUGCCAUGGGUGUUGCCAAAGCCAUCGCCAAUUACUUCACCGUGCUGUUGAUGUUGGAGUGGCGGUCGCGACUCUUCCAGCAUCUGCAGAGGAUGUAUCUGAGAAGCAGCGAUCGCAUCUACUAUGUCCUCAGCAACCUGGACGGGCGCGUCGAAUCGGCGGACCAGCGCAUCACCAAUGAUGUGGACCUCGCGAUGCAGUUCGGCUUCGAAUUCUUUUUAGGUGGCAUCAUGAAGCCGGACUCCGGUGUGCUCUUCAAGAUGUGCAUCUUCUUUGUGAGCUGCUGGAUCGUGUGGAUGGAUGUGGAGCGGACGCUGCCCGGUAUGGGCGGCGCCGCACCGAGCGUGGCGAGCAUACUUUUCCUGGCAACGUUUCUGCUAGUCGAGUGGUUCGGCAGAAGAUGCGCAGAAGCACAGCGAGAGCUUCAGCUGUGCGAGAGCUCCUUCCGCGCGGCGCACGCGCGCUGCCGUUCCUUUGCCGAGGGCAUCAGCUUCUACGGUGGCGAAGCCACCGAGAAGGUGAUGCUGGACAAGCACUUUCAGCCGGUGCUGAACACCUUUCGGGAAUUCUGCUGGCACAAGCUGCCGGUGGAGUUCUUGCAGCUCAGCAUCUACCAGGGCCAAUACACUAUCGCGAUGCUGACGGGCGGCUUCGUGACCUUUCGGGAGGACGAUCGGUCACGGCGGGUCGCACUCUUCGACCUCACGAACACCUCCAUGGUGGAGUGCCUCGACUCCCUGAACCGCAUCACCUGUCAGGUCAUGGACUUCGCCAAGGCGUCGGCGCUGGCACGCCGGGUCAUCGAGCUGGAGGAGGCCAUGCAGGCCUUUCACAAGCUCUCCGGCUCGCGCGACAUGGACGAAUCCACGCCGCGGAGCAGAAUGGCGGUCCGGGCAAGCGACUUCUCUGAGAUGGAGAUGAAGGUACCCGUCGAGUGCUCCAUGGACUUCGUGCCGACCCAGAAGCGCAACAUCAGCCGAUCCCUGGAUGAGGAGGAGGCUCAGGAGUCAUCCUGUUGCCUGCACGUGAAGCCCGCUGAGCUGGACUGCGGACCGCAGGCGUUUGAUUCAAUGGAGAGGAUUCCAGAAGUGAUAUGA